AUGAAGGCGCUCGGUUCGAUCGCCCAAGGCGUGUCGUUGGAGCACCAGACGAAGAUUCGCUCGGUGACCUCGGCGAUUCAAGCGUGGGGGACUCUGCGGGAGUUCUACAACCGGAACACGAUGCACAAUCGUGUGAUGAUGACUCACCGACUCCAUGAGUUCAAGAUAGAGAAAGGGGCGACGAUGGCGAAGCACCUCGACAAAUUCGACGAGCUCGUCGAGCUCGUCGUGGGUCUCCAAUCGCUCGGCGAACCACUGGACGAUGCCCGUCAGUUGGUUAUAUUGCUGAGCCGCCUGCUCAGCGAGUUCGAGCUGAUCUCGUCAAUCAUCGAGAACAUUAAGGACGUCACGCUGAUCGAGGUGAAAAAGAAGUUGCUGAAGGAGUACGAGCGACUGGAAAAGAAGAAAACGUCGGAGCGUGCGUUGAAGGUCACCUCGGAUGAUGGCAGGGGCAAGAACGGCAAGUCUGGCAAACGCGGCAGAAACAACGACCGCAAGGGCAACGGCGCGAAGAAUAAUGGCGGGCUCCAAUACAAGUGUUUUAGUUGUGACCAGGUCGGACACAUGAAGCGGGACUGCCCGAACAAGGUCGACGGCAGUGACGAUGGGGCAGUGUUCGCGGUCAGCGAAUUAAGUCCGGUGAAUGGGUCAGUAGACUCAGUGAUCACCAGUGCAUGGCUGAUACUGCACUCGCUAUUGGCAAGGAUCGAUUGCCGAGCUGGCUGA
Molecule: messenger RNA, 726 nt
Organism: Plasmopara halstedii
Lineage: Eukaryota; Oomycota; Peronosporomycetes; Peronosporales; Peronosporaceae
Product: FOG: Transposon-encoded proteins with TYA, reverse transcriptase, integrase domains in various combinations
Exons: 1
Coding region: 1-726 (241 amino acids)
Molecular function (GO): nucleic acid binding; zinc ion binding
Source: RefSeq, a predicted model, not a curated record